This is a messenger RNA of Nicotiana tabacum (common tobacco), 534 nucleotides long. RefSeq lists its product as uncharacterized. Lineage: Eukaryota; Viridiplantae; Streptophyta; Magnoliopsida; Solanales; Solanaceae. The record is from RefSeq and is a predicted model, not a curated record. Gene Ontology annotation, biological process: DNA replication. Gene Ontology annotation, cellular component: replication fork.
AUGUUGAGGAAGUGGGCAAAGAUUUUGGCAAUCGGUGAUGGAAGGAUUAGGAGUUCCAUUGAUGGCAUUGAGAAAGUCCAAAUCCCCCAUGAUCUUCUCAUAAAUAAUUGCGAUGAUCCAAUAUCAGCAAUUGUUGAAAGUACAUAUCCAGAUUUCUUUAGCCAUUCUAGUGACAUUGAUUACCUCCAGCGAAGAGCAAUUCUUGCUCCGACUCUUGAUAUGGUGGAGUCGAUCAAUGAAUAUAUGGUUUCACUCAAUCGUAAUCCUGAGAAGACAUAUUUGAGUUCUGAUACAAUUUGUAUGUCUGAUCAUUCUUUUUCAGCUUUGGAGCACGUACAUAUACCCGAAUUCCUAAACAAUAUUAAAUGUUCUAGAAUUCCAAAUCACUCUAUCACUUUGAAGGUUGGUGUUCCUGUGAUGUUGCUGAGAAAUAUAGACCAGUCAUCAGGAUUGUGUAAUGGCACGAGGUUGGUCAUGACAAGAAUUGAAAAUCGGGUUAUUGAAGCCAAGGUUUUAUCUGGUAAUAUGGCUUGA